UUUUUUUAUUUGGUAACGUUGGCAACUAGGUAUAUUUGGGUUAGUGUAUACAGUCAGCUGAUUAAUGCAAUUGAAACGUGCAAUUCCCAAAUACAAUGCUUAGUAGCAAAUAAGCUUUUGAAAAUACUAUCAAAAAUAAUUUAUAGUUAAUGACAUCCUGAAAAUAUAUUUUAAUAAGCUGCACAAAGUCAUGUAAAAUUAGAAAUUUAACUGUUCAGAACUGAUAUCAUUAAUAAUGUGGCACUUACGACGUUUUUUCACGCAAUUCGCUGAAGAAAUCAGCGCACCUACCGAUUUAAUUAGUUGCUUGCAGCAAACGCCUCAGAAAAUACAUAACAGUUUUGGCGGUUAUCGUAAUCUCGAUAGUUUAACAUGGCUACACAAUGCAGCCCCAUGUUUUCCGCUUCGCGGUGAACAAAUUCAAAUAAUUCAUGAGCCGCAUCACUUCUAUGAAACGCUAGUGCAACGUAGCGCGGCAGCUCGAGAGCGUAUUGUACUAGCCAGUUUAUAUCUGGGUACAGGUCAAUUGGAAAACGCUUUCGUACAAACAUUACGUAGCAGCUUACAACAACAAUCCUCACUGCAUGUCAAUGUACUAUUGGACUUUACGCGCGGUACACGAGGGGAAGUCAACUCCAAAACGAUGCUGUUGCCGCUUUUACGAGAUUUUGGCGACCAGAUGAGAUUAUCACUUUAUCAUACACCAGACUUACGUGGUAUGACAAAAAGAUUAGCUCCACCACGUUGGAAUGAGCUACUCGGGCUGCAACACAUGAAAGUUUAUCUCUUCGAUGACGCUGUUCUUAUAUCGGGAGCGAAUUUGUCAAAUGAUUAUUUCACGAAUCGUCAAGAUCGUUAUAUACUCAUUGAAGAUAAACCACUUGCAGAUUUUUAUGCACAGUUUAUUGCUAGAGUGCAAGAAUUUAGUUUGGCUGUCAAUAAAAAUGCACAGGAAGAAUUGCAUAAAGAUGGAAAAAUUCUACCAUAUGAAGGUGUAAAAGAAGAAUUCAUUAUGCAUGCAAAACAGCGUAUAUCUGAUUUUAUGAAGGAUACCUACAUUCAACAGCAGAAAAUAGUGGAGGAACAGAAAGGUGCUGAUACAUGGAUAUUCCCGCUGGUUGAAAUGGGUCAAAUAGGUAUUCACCACGACAGCCUUGUGACUAAGCAACUCCUAUCAUCGCCAAUUGAAGGUUCCCGCCUGAAACUUGCCACCGGUUAUUUUAAUUUAACUCAGGAAUACAUGGAUACCUUGGCUAGUAAUUGUUUGGCUCAGUGCAGUAUUCUAAUGGCCCAUCCUAAUGCAAACGGGUUUCAAGGUGCUAGUGGUCCCGCUGGUGGCAUACCGGCGGCAUAUACAUUAAUAGCAAAGAAGUUUUAUGAAAACCUUGUGCAGCUGAAGCAAAAUCAUCGUGUGAACUUCUUUGAGUAUGAAAAAGAUGGUUGGACCUAUCACGCCAAAGGAUUAUGGUAUUAUCUGCCAGACACUUCAUUUCCUAAUGCUACACUGAUUGGCUCUUCAAACUUUGGCGAACGUUCUGUGAAUCGAGAUCUUGAAACACAGGUGUGCCUCGUUACCACAAACGAUGGAUUGGCAGAACGUUUACAAGGCGAAGCAGACCGACUGUUUAGUUCUUCAAGUACUGCAGAGAAUGAAAUUACCUCAAGACCUGUACCUCAUUGGGUACAAGCCGUAGUUAAAGUAUUUAGAAAUUUCUUUUAAGUGGUGUCUAAUGUCUGUGACAGACAUGUGGUAACAGGCAGAACUGAAACUGGGAACAACUUUAAGUUAAGGAGUGUGAAUUUAAAAGCCACCCUCAAAUUUACAAAACAAAAUAUUUCUUUGCUAAAUUUUAUUUUUUUGGAAGAUUUGAGGAUAAGUUAGUUUUAUCUCCGAUAUUAUCUAUUUUUGUACUAUGUGUAUAGUCUUUAUUGGAGUUAGUUGCACAACAAACAUGUUGGAUUUAGAAAAUUUUUUCGAAAUAUUUUAAUAUACUACAAUAUUUCUUUUUAAAUAUGGUUUUCUUAUAUACGGUUUCAAAUGUCUGUUUAUAUUUAUGGAGUUUGUAUGUCAAAAAGCUCAAAUUUAAUACUUAUAUGAAAAAAUAAAUUACUACAAUUUUAAUUGCCACAUACAUUUAUAUUUGUAAAUUAUGCUAUAUUGCGACUUAAGAAAAGAAAAUUGCUAUAGCAAUGACUACAUAUACUCUUGCAUUUUAAAUUUUAUAAAAUUCAUAAUUUAACAUAAAUUGAUAUUUAGAAUCGAUACCUUUUAACUAUCGAUUUAACAGAUUUUCGAUAAGCUCCCCUAAUUGUAAUAGAUUUGAAAUGGUAAAAGAUGCUAAACACAGCUGUGAAACUGAGGCUGCCAUUAUUACAGAAAAGGUUUUGUAAUUGCAUUCGGUGGAAGGGAAAUAUAUUUAAUUAAAAUAUUUAUAUGUUUGGUUGUUAAGUUGAAAGUUUUAUCACGCUUAUUCCCAAUACAUUUAUUUUGCUUUUAAGAUACUUUCAUUUCUACUCAAAUGAAAAAUUAAUAUGGCAGCACUGGCUGUGAAGCAACAUAAAAGAAACUGAAAAAAUGUCUCGAAAGCGUUUGCAAGAUCGGCUAUAGCGGCAUUUUGCUAGUUUGAUUUGCGUUGUUCGGUUGGACAGUUUAUAUUGUUUGGUACGGUAGUGCGCGUAAUUAAAGUUGCGUGAACGUUAUAUACAUCGUUUUCGAAAAUAUUAAUCGGAUUUUGAUAGUAUUUCUUCAUAUGAAUCUUAAAUAAUCCAAUUCAGAUUCGUUGCGGAUCUUAUGCGCUUACGCGGUGCUUUUGUUUACAUUUACUAGUGCGGAAUUGUGAUUUUAAGCAAAAUUUCAGUACUACGACACAUUUAUAUAUCAAUUAAUUUUUGACAUCAAGCCAAUAUUUUGUAAGGGAACCGAUAGAUCAAAUGUGCUAUUGUUAUCAAGACUUAAUUAAAAAGCCAGUGUGCUUAUAAUAAAUAGAAAAUAAGUUUCACGCUGAAAUAAAUUACUUGAUCAAAUGAAUCAAGUGACUAACGAAUUUCGAUCAAGUCAAGUCCACCUACGCAUAUAACAAAAAUAUAUUUGUGACAACAUCCGCUUACUACGAAACCGCUUUUGUGUAGUUUUACUAAGCUGUAUUUGUGUGUGUUUGCUUUUGUCACAAUUGAUCGCAUUUUUAAUUGCAGCCAUAAUUUGCCAACAUAAAUUCAAUUAAACUUACUAAUUGCUCCGUUCGCCCAACCUUUGUUAAGUGAAUAUGUAUGAGCUAGACGAAAGAUAAUUGCAAGUGUCACGCUACUUUAUGAAAAAGGUCAAUUACAAAUAAA
This is a messenger RNA of Bactrocera tryoni, 3333 nucleotides long. RefSeq names its product CDP-diacylglycerol--glycerol-3-phosphate 3-phosphatidyltransferase, mitochondrial (gene PGS1). Gene Ontology annotation, biological process: cardiolipin biosynthetic process. The record is from RefSeq and is a predicted model, not a curated record. Gene Ontology annotation, molecular function: CDP-diacylglycerol-glycerol-3-phosphate 3-phosphatidyltransferase activity. Gene Ontology annotation, cellular component: mitochondrion. Bases 236 to 1720 code for a protein of 494 amino acids. NCBI's taxonomy places the organism in Eukaryota, Metazoa, Arthropoda, Insecta, Diptera, Tephritidae. The transcript has 6 exons.